UGAUUUUUUCCCUCAAAAAAAGAAAUAAUCAAGUUUGAUCCCCCCCCCAAAAAAAAAAAAAAUCAACUCUGAUUUUUUCCUCAUAAAAAGAAAUAAUCAAGUCUGAUCCCCCCCACCCAAACAACCAAAAAAAUCAAGUCUGAUUUUUUCCCUAAAAAAAAAAUGACAUCAAGUCUGAUUUUUUUCCCCCCUUAUACAAAAAUGAUGACAUUAUAUAAAGCUGAGAAUUACACUGAAAUGUACAACACCAACUACAAAAAACUGAGUUAUUAAAAAAAAAUCAAUUAAGAAUGGGCUAUCCACCUUGUGCUAAUCCUAAGCAUUGUGACAAUUCUUCAUGCUGCACUCAAGGGGGAAAGUACGAGUGGCCAGAGUUGCUUGGAAAGGAAGGAACAAUAGCCAAGACCCUAAUUGAAAGUGAAAAUCCUGGAUUGACGGUUGUGACUAAGGCAGCAGAUUCUACCAUUGCAGUUACUGAUUUCUGUUGCAACCGUGUUUUAAUGUAUGUUAGUCCUGGGGGUAGUGUUGUUCUUCCACACCCCCGUGUUGGAUAAUGGGAUUAUGCAAGUUGUAAUAUGCUCAAUAAAAAUCAUCAAUAAAAUUUCUUGAUUUUCAAGUA
Molecule: messenger RNA, 619 nt
Organism: Chenopodium quinoa (quinoa)
Lineage: Eukaryota; Viridiplantae; Streptophyta; Magnoliopsida; Caryophyllales; Amaranthaceae
Product: inhibitor of trypsin and hageman factor-like
Exons: 2
Coding region: 291-554 (87 amino acids)
Biological process (GO): response to wounding
Molecular function (GO): serine-type endopeptidase inhibitor activity
Source: RefSeq, a predicted model, not a curated record